GAAAACAGUCCUCUUUCUUCCUGACCUAAGUUUAUCCUUUGUUCGAGAAAUGUGUGAGAUUGGAUCGAAAAAUGCUAUGGUUACAGCUUAACUCUGCAGAAAUCCGUGUUAUGUCUCGAGAACAAUUGUUGGUUAGGUUUGAAUUUUCACGUGCGAGAAACAAAAAAUCUUGAAGACAUAACUGCUUUAACUGUGCAACUUUGUACACGACGAUUCUAUAGAUUUCAAGAGAUGAUUCAAAUCUUUUUUUUUUUUUUACAGCAUUGUUCAAACAGACGAAAGCAUUGUUCCUAUUCUGUCGCUGGACAACGCCUCUCAAACAGAGAAAGAGUUAAAUAGCCUUGAUGUGCAAUCCACUGUCGCCCUGGAUGUUGACUUAGAAACUCAGAGACAGAACAUGUUCAUCAAAGCACUCAAAUUGUUGGCUAGGAAACUGCGUGUAAAGAGGGAAAUAUCCUCUGAACAAGAAAACAAAUUUGGCUUGGAAAUCAAGCAAGCAAUCGGCGCUGUGGCGUUUAAGAUGGCGGCGGAAUAUAAACGGAAAUCCGCUGAACUGAGGAACAGAUUGCAAAAGGAAGGAAAGAGUCGUUUGGAUGCCUUGCAUAGAGAACAAAGAAAAGAGAGAGAGGAAACAGAAAACAAAAUUAAAGGGCUUGUAAAUGAGCGGGAGAAGAAAAACAUUCUAGAGCUCCUGAAGAGGAGGCAAGACGCUCAAGAACAGGAACUGAAACAGAAUUUAAAACUGGAACAAGAUGUGGAGAUGGAAAAGCUUAGAAAGGAAGUAUCAAUCAGCAAGCGUUUUGCUUUGAAAGAGUCUCAGAACAAACUGAUACAGGACUUGAUCAAGGACUCCAAAUUGAAUGAGGAACAAGCGAGCGCCAUCAUGAAGAAUCACCUAUCCAACAUGGCCGCCAUUGACAAGGCGACGGACGAGGAACGAACUAGACGUGUUAUGGCGCUAGAGAUGAGACUAGCGGAGAGACGGGCUUUGGCGAGACAGAAACAAGAGGAAGAAGAACGCAAGAAGAAAGAUUUGGGAAAGCUUGAAGAAAACCAAGCUGAAGCACUAGAGAAUCUUGUUAGAUCAUCCAAUCUUAACUCCGAAGAUGCCGCCGUCUACCUUGAACGCUUCAGGAAAGAAGUGGAAGUUGUGGAUAAUAAGCUUGCAAAGGACAGAAAGCGACAGGAACAGAAAUUACACCAGAAACUGACGGCACUGAAGCAAAAGAGAAUCGAGGAAAAGGCGCGCGAGCAUCAACGGCAGAUGAAGGAGUUUGAAGAUCAACAAGAUGAGAAAUUUGAACAAGUAGAAAUCGACACUGUGGCCGCGAUAAGUGAAAAGCAGAAAAUGUUGCAAAAACAGCGGCAAGAAAUCGAAGAAAUAGAAAGGAAUUCAGACAGAGAGGCUGCCGAGGAAGUUGAAACUCUCAGAGAUCAACAGUUGCGCGAGGGGAACCAGAUGAUUAAAAACAAUGUCCAGAAAAUGUAUCAAGAGCUAGUGAACAAAGGUUUAUCCGAGUCUGAGAAGGAAGCCAUUUUGGAGCGACAUAUGGCAGAUGUUGCUAUGCAGCAAGACGCUAGAGAACAGGAACGAAGGCGGCAGAGAGAAAUGCUUGAAAAAAGAUUGGAAAAACAACGCGCCGCCUUGGAAAAGAAAAUGAAAGAGGAACAAGCUGAGCAAGCUGAAGUCAGAAAACAGGAGGACAAGAUAGUGGGAGAUUUGAUAGUCAAUCAAGUGGCCAUGUCGGAAGAAGAAAGAGACAGAAUCAUCCAGGAGCACGAGAGAAACCUUGCUGAACUAGAAAGCAGUCUCACUUUGAACAAGCUACGCCAACGGCAGAUGCUGGAAGACAAACUGGCAGAGCGAAGGAAAAGAAGAAUGCAGCAGUUAGAACAGAAGCAAAUGAACGAAACGAAGGUAUUGGCCGAUACGCUUGGAGCGUUGACUUCGUACCAUCACCAUCGAUUAUACGAAAUCAGCAACAGUGGAGGUUUAAACAGCGUCAGGAUCGUUCGCGAAGAAAUGCUCGCUGAGAGAUCCAAAAGACUCGAGGAACACCACGAGAAACUGGGUGCUAUAAUAGCAAAACUACAGAUCGAAAAGGCAAAACAGAGACACCAACUGCUUUUUUUUUGUCUUUUUCAGAACAUAAAGUUGAUUUCGAUUUUAGUCCAACAAGGCAAACUUCAAGAGGAAGAACUGGAAUCAGUGCUCAAGUUUCUGUUCCCCGCAAAGUCAUCGAACAAAAUUGACGAACUCCUAUCUAAGAUAUACGGCCCAGGCCACACGAAGGAGAGCAAACAGACCUCUCUUGAUCCAAGAAGACCAAGUGCAUUGGAGGCCAGGAUCCGUAGGGCAAGUGCAGCCCCUAUAACAACUCCGCCUCCAAUACGUGAGGUUCCUGAUCCGAAUCACAACCAAUAAGAAGACAGCUUAAGGCACGGACGUGACAUGCACAGGUCAGUUAGUGUGUGACGUCGACAUUGUGAACAAAUCACGCAACUUUGUCACGCAAUGACUUUUUUCGUUUAAAUCGUUUUCUAACAAAGCACCUGUAUCAUCGCUAUCUACCGUUUUGUGUGACCUUAACAAUGCACAAGCCACACAAACAGAUUUUGAUUGUGAGUUUAUUCGUUAUUUGAAUAUUUGCACUUGCACCUUGACGUACAGGUUAGUGUGUGACCUCCACAAUGAGCAAAAAUUACGCAAAAUUGUCACGCGCACUGAAUUUAGUUUCACUCUUAAUCACCAUUUUUGAAACUAGCACGAUUGAUUUGACGUAAUAAGGCACCAUUUUUUUGACCCAAGAAAAAGACUAACGGAUUAACAGACGCAAAAGCCUAACUGCUGUAUUCUAAAUGCUGCACUUAGAACUGACCUGUAACGUCUCUGCUGUAAGAUAAAUUUUAUGAUUUACUACAUCUUCUCCUUCUAUAGCUGUUAUUAUAUCCGCUUUGUCUUGUCUACGUGCAGCUCAUUAUCCAUACCACUAUUUGUUCUGAUGUACUCUGUUCUCUUGUAUUGUCCUGUCUCAUAACUUUAGUUCACCCUGCUCCCCUGUUCAUGCUGUUUUCGCCCUUUUCUGACCUUUGACCUACACCUUAACAAACUCCUUAUUGCCAUCUCUAGAUUAUUUCGUUGCAAAGAGUUAAACCCGAGCCUCUUCAGCUCAUUAACCAAUCCGAGAAAGAGACAGAACGUAACGGGGGAUUUUCAGAUUUUGAGAUUCCAAACUAAUUUCAGGGUGCAAAGUCAUUUUAUUGUUGUGUUUGAACACAGAAAAUUCUUUCUUGCAAUGACAUU
Orbicella faveolata is the source of this 3304-nucleotide messenger RNA. RefSeq lists its product as uncharacterized. NCBI's taxonomy places the organism in Eukaryota, Metazoa, Cnidaria, Anthozoa, Scleractinia, Merulinidae. Gene Ontology annotation, biological process: smoothened signaling pathway. Gene Ontology annotation, cellular component: plasma membrane protein complex; ciliary membrane. The record is from RefSeq and is a predicted model, not a curated record.